Messenger RNA from Cervus elaphus (red deer), 2430 nucleotides. RefSeq names its product acyl-CoA oxidase like (gene ACOXL). Gene Ontology annotation, molecular function: FAD binding; fatty acid binding; acyl-CoA oxidase activity. Gene Ontology annotation, biological process: fatty acid beta-oxidation using acyl-CoA oxidase; lipid homeostasis. Gene Ontology annotation, cellular component: peroxisome. NCBI's taxonomy places the organism in Eukaryota, Metazoa, Chordata, Mammalia, Artiodactyla, Cervidae. Bases 59 to 1852 code for a protein of 597 amino acids. The record is from RefSeq and is a predicted model, not a curated record. The transcript has 18 exons.
AGAGGGCGUGCGCUCCGGCCAGCGUGCGGGAGGAGGCGCGCGGGCAGCGGCCCCACAGAUGCGCCAGAGGCCCGCCAGCGCGAUGGAGCCGGCGGACCUGGGGCUCGGGGACUCAUCCUUGCACCGUUACCUGGACGGCGAGUUCUGGAGCCUCAAAAACGAGCUGCGCGGGCUCCUGGGCGGCUGUCCGCUCUUCCGGCCCAGGUAUGAUUUGAAUCUGGAUGAAAUGAGAACUUUGACAUUUCAGAGAGUGACAUUUACCAUGGGCCUCCCUCUGUUAAAACGUGCAAUUCAGGAUCAGGUGGAGAGAACAAGGAAGUUUGUCAGUCGGAGCCUGGUCAUAGGAGAAGUCCUCUCCACAGCGGACAUGGCCACAGGAGUAAAGUGUGGAAUAAUUUACUGGCUGUUCGGUGGGGCCAUCAGAAAUCUUGGAGGCCCGGCACACGUAACUCAAUGGCUUCAGCCUCUCCAGGAGCAGAAAUACACGGGGAUGUUUGCAAUGACCGAGAGGGGACAUGGAAGCAACGUCAGAGGGAUCCAGACCGAAGCCACCUUUGACUUCUCUGCACAGGAAUUUGUCAUUAACACACCGUGUAAAGAUGCUGAGAAGAUGUACAUCGGAAAUGCGAUGUACGGGAAUUAUGCAGCAGUCUUUGCCCAGCUCAUCAUAAAUGGAAGAUCUCAAGGGCCCCACUGCUUCAUCGUUCCUGUCCGAGAUGAACACGGACGCUUGCACCCAGGAGUGACGGUGGUUGAUAUGAUGCAUAAAGAAGGUCUACAUGGUGUGGAUAACGGGAUUCUGAGAUUUGACAAUGUUCGGAUACCGAGGGAGAACCUGCUGGAUAAGUUUGGUUCCGUGGCUCCGGAUGGGCAGUACCACUCCCCCAUUAAGGACAAGAGUGCACGAUUCAAUGCCAUGUUGGCGGCGCUGACCCCUUCCAGACUGGCUGUGACUUUCCAAGCUAUGGGCUCCAUGAAGCUUGGGCUGACGAUAGCCAUUCGCUAUAGCCACAGUUUUGUUUGUUUGCUUCUCUCUAGCCGGAGGCAGUUUGGACCCAAAGCCAGGGAAGAGGUCAAGAUUAUUGAGCACCAAACGCAGACCCUGCGGCUGAUGCCUCAUCUGGCCACUGCCUUGGCCCUGACCUUCGCCAGCAGGUAUGCCGGCACCCUUCUGGAUGAGGACAUCUUCCGUGGGAAGGAGCUCGUCAGCAGUCGCCCGCUGCAGGCGCUGGUGGCAGGGCUGAAGGCCUAUAGCACCUGGGAGAACGUCAGCUGCCUGCAGGACUGCCGUGAAUGCACUGGAGGCAUGGGUUACAUGAUGGAAAAUCAAAUCUCAGGCUUAAAAUGUGACACAGAUGUGUUUGUCACUUUUGAAGGUGACAAUGUCGUCAUGCUACAGGUUGUGGUUCGGGAACUGCUGGCUCAGUACACCAAGCAGUAUGAAGAAAGACCGGUCUCCAGCUUGCUCCGAAACUGGGCGGAAUCGGGGAGUGACAGGCUGAGAACCAGUUUCCUGGCAUUUAACAUGGACACAGUUGGUAAUCUCACCUUUCUGUUGAAAGCAGUGCAUUUUCGUGAAAGGAUUCUUCAGCGGGGUUUGGUGGCCCGAAUUUAUUAUAAGGUGAUGACCAAGAAGGAGGACUUUUUCAGGGCCUGGAACUCAUGUCUUCACCACAUCACCUGCCUGUCUCUGGCACAUAUUCACCGAGUUACUUUAGAGCAGUUCUGCCUGGCUGUAAGGAACUGUCCUGACCAAGAGGACCAGGCUUUGUUAAAGAAGACAAAGGAUUCCAUACGUCCCAAGUCUGCCACAUCUUCACUUUCGUCACUGUGGGGAAUGCUUCACAAAUGAGACUGUUCAUAUGAACCACGGGAAGGUGCAUCUGAUGUCAUCGCUUCCUGCCCCUUGAGUGGGAGACAGGCUUUUUUUCUUGGUGACCAUUGUUUUGUUUCCUUCCAAAUGGACAAAGGAGAACAGGUGUGGUCUCGUCUAUGUUUCGGUUGUACAUUAGGGUUGAGCCAAACGUGUGAGAAAGCCUGGCCGACACCCUGCCUGCAUUUAAUUAACACUUGGCCAUUGAAGGCAGAAAGCAGUAGACACCAGCAGAUGACUAAGGAACACACAUUCUUUUCCACCCAUGGCUAAGGCUGUUUUCACCUGGAAACUCUCCUUAGGCUGACCAGGAGGCAUCUGCAUUUCCAUGAUGUCAUUUCAGUUCUGUGUCGUCAGGAAACCACGUGUACCAGGGAUUGCAUUUCUUUACCUAAAUACCGUACCAGCUGUUCUCUGACUUUAGAAAUGGGUGGAAAAUCAAGGGCGUCACUAAAAGGGAUGUUCAACUCAUUUGCCUAAGAUGUGAUAUUUUCGGUCUGUCUUUUUUUUUUAAAACUUUCAGUAAUGUUGUUUUAUAAACAGAAGUUCUGAUACCA